This is a messenger RNA of Paralichthys olivaceus (Japanese flounder), 3361 nucleotides long. It is a transcript of the gene gdpd2, whose product is annotated as glycerophosphodiester phosphodiesterase domain containing 2. Lineage: Eukaryota; Metazoa; Chordata; Actinopteri; Pleuronectiformes; Paralichthyidae. Gene Ontology annotation, molecular function: glycerophosphodiester phosphodiesterase activity. Gene Ontology annotation, cellular component: plasma membrane. The record is from RefSeq and is a predicted model, not a curated record. Gene Ontology annotation, biological process: lipid metabolic process.
AGCAGCAGCAGCACACACCGACUGACUGACACAGUGUUUGUGCAGGAGGAAAACUGAGGCUUCUACCAACAAACUGUGUGUGUGAGAAUCUAACAAGCUGGUCUUUCAUGGUUAAGAGAGGUGAAUGAAAUCGGGCCAGUGCUCAGUAUACAGAGGAGGCGUUCUCUGCGGUGCCCUCCAUCCUUCUUCAGACUGCACAUAUCAGGUGUCCACUUUGCACAAAGGAGGAUCUGCAGUUUCUACACUGUGAAUGAGGAGGAGAAGUGAUGCCUCAAGAAAAUAGCUGUUGCAGAGUUUGCAGUAGGGGCUUGUAUAGCUGCCACUGGAGGAAACCAAGUGAAAACAAGAGAAAACACGCAUGCUGCUGGUUCUCGGUCGUCACAUUGGCCUCCCUGCUCUCUCUGUGCUGGAUGUACAUAUGUCUGGUUACUUUUAAUGACAGAGAGGAUGUUAACUGGAAGGCCUUCACAACACUGAAAUGUUGGGUGAACUGGUUCAUGGUGCUGAUCAUCGUUUCUGCAGUGAUAACCAGCUACUGCGUUCUGCUGCUGCUCUUUGCAUUGUUUCAAGUUGCCUUGGGAGAACAACCCGUCCUACACUGGCUGCACAAGAUCUUCUUAUUCUCUGGUGUGGUAUUCCUUGCUUUUGGGGUUGCAGGACUAAAUCAUUGGAAAGACGAAUGGCCAACUAUUCCUCUUUCGCUCCAGGCAACAGGUCCAUUCUUGCAGUUAGGUGCCGUUGGAGCGUUGACACUGCUGAGUCCGUUUGUCUUCCGGGGAUUCCACCAAGCUGAAACCGCAGGGUCUAAAGCCGUCAUCGCAUCGGCCUUUGUCGUGGUGUCAGUUGCCAUCUUCCUGUGUCCCCUGUUCAUCCAGUCUCCCUGUCUGAUAGAGCUGAGCAAACUGCCUGAAAAACCUAGGCUCAUUGGCCACAGAGGCGCCCCGAUGCUGGCGCCAGAGAACACCAUGAUGUCAUUCAACAGCAGCAUUGCGUGCGGCGUGGCGGCCUUUGAGACCGAUGUGCAGCUCAGUAAAGACAGAAUUCCCUUCUUGAUGCACGACCACCACUCUGAGUUUCUGUUGAGAACGACGAACGUCAAUGAGAAGUUUCCUGAAAAAAACUUCAGCUCCAGCGACAACUUCACCUUGGAGGAGCUGAAGACUCUGAACGCAGGUGAAUGGUUCCUAAAGACAGAUCCUUUCCAUUCGGUGUCCCAGCUCUCAGAAGAGGAGAGGAAAACUGCAGGGAAUCAGACAAUACCCUCCUUAAGUGAGCUGCUCACACUCGCCCAGCAGCACAACAUCUCAGUGAUGUUUGACCUUUACAGUUCCAACCAGAAAAAUGACACCAAAGACACAGUCAGCACCAUCCUGAAGUCUGGCAUCGACCCACGCCUGAUUCUCUGGCUUCCGUCUGCUGAGAGAGAGUUUGUGAACUCGACUGCUCCAGGUUUCAUCCAGGUCUAUAGCUCAAUAACUCAAAUGGAGGAAAAAGGAGGAAACCACCUGAAUGUGAAAUACAACAAUUUGAGUACAGAAAAAAUCAGAGAACUGCGGAUGAAGAACAUUAACGUGAACCUAUGGGUGGUGAAUGAGCGAUGGCUGUUUUCUCUGUUGUGGUGUGCAGGGGCCAGCUCCGUCGCCACCAACUCCUGCCACCUCCUAAAAGAAAUGAACCAACCUGAUUGGUUAAUGGCACCUCACAUAUACAGAAUCAUAUGGAUCGUAGUGGAUCUUUUAUCCUUUCUGAUGAUGACGGGGCUCUUCAUCUAUCAGAGGAAAACACACAGGUUGUGUCACAGGAGAGGAACAGAGACGCAAGGAAACAGUACUUCUGCCUUGAACGAUAAAGAACUUUCUACCCUCUUACUCAACGUGUAGACGGACGAAGGGACUGACCCCAGCACCUGGAACUGCUGCAACGAUUUUACCCUGAAUCAGGGACAAAGCAAGUUAAUGUGAAUAAUUAUCAUCAGACACUGAUUUUCUGAAGCCAUGAAAGUUGUUUUUACAGACUUUGUAAGAUGUGAUUUAAAUGUCAGCACUACACCACUAGAUGACAGUGUGGGGGGUUUGUUUUCUGUCUGGCUGCUUUACUGGGUUUAUGGUUCGUAGGGUUUCUGCUAUUAUUCUGUUGCAACUGAAAACAAUGUUCCUCUCUCGAUCAGCACUGAUUUUUAUUUUUCUUGACACUUCAUGUUCACGUGUUUUUCUAUUGUUAUUUUGUGAUUUGUUUCAAUACUUUUUUAUGGCCUCAGCACUGCAGGAAAUCAAAUCAAAUGUAUUUAUAUAGCACGGUUUCACAACAAACAGUUGUCUCAGGGUGCUGCACAAAAGUCCAAGAUCUUAAGAAACACAAAAUCCAAUUUGUUCCACACCGAGCAAGCAUGAGCAACAGCGGGGAGGAAAAACUCCCAGGUGGAAGAAACCUCCGGCAGAACUGAGCUCAGUGUGGACGGCCUCUGGGCCGGUUGGGGUGAUGGAGAAAGAACAAGUAAUUAUGGGAACAAAAGGAAAUAAAGGGGGGGGUUGAGUCACAGUGUCAGGUCAAGGGCUUGAAUCCAGCCCGGGAAUCUCCACAUGGACGUUCGCAUGGUCUUCCAAGCGUGCGGUGGUCCCCCCGGGCACUCCUGCCUCCCUCAUGGGCCAACAUGUGCAGUAGUAGGACCCAUGGCUCCAAAGGUGGAAGGUCCUCAGGUGAGAGUGCUGGUGGUUGCGUGAGAAAUGUGCCAUAACUACAGUUCAGUCAUACAACUCAGGUUCAGAUGUUUACUGAAGCAGUGAAAUAGUUUGUGUUUGGAGUCUAGGCUCCAACUUAAUCACUCCCUAUUACACAGAUAUCAUGGGAGUGACUAGCAAAUACUUGUAACUCCCUGUCAGAGCCUGCAGGUGGAUGCUGGGGUGGUGGAGGGGCUGAAGCAGUUGGAAGCAAUACUGCAGCAGCAGUGAGAGCAGAGGGGGUGAUGGGAAAUUUGUAUCCGCUUAAAUAGGUCGCCCUAAUAAGGUGGUUGCGUAAAAAGGGUGAUUGUGGAGAAUGAGGUAUGUCACAUGAUGUGUGUCACAUGAUUGGAGCAGCGCAGCUCGAGUUGGCUGCCUGAACAAGCUCCGGUCUUGUGUAUUAAACUUUGGCUGUAUGAACUACUGAUUUGUUUGUUUGUUUGACAUAUGAUUAUGAAUUAACGCCAGACAUCUGAUGACGAUUUUAAACAUUAACUGCUUAUUUAGAGAUUGAUACAUAAUUUAACUCAAUUAGUAUCACAUUUACAUGAAAGUGCAUUUACAUGCACAUUCUUUUAUCUGGAUUCUAUGGUUGCAAGUUACUUUUGCAGAGGAAUUUUAAAAUCCUUUAAUGGGCAUACAAA